ACACAGCAGCUUGAGAAAUUGGAAAUAGUUAUAUUUAGGAAUGAAUCUUGUUGAAGAUGCUGCGGUAUCAAUUUUUUAGUGCUCUUUGGAAUAUUUAAUUUGCUAUCUGGAUCGAAAUACUCUAAACGGAGUAUUUAUGUUAAAUAACAUGAGGAAAUAGUUAGCAGCGGUGCACGGGCCAGCCGAUGCUCAGGACAACAUCGGGAUGGGAGAGGACAGACUUGACAACAACGCCAACUCUCCCGCUCUCUCAGCUGCUGUAUCUCCCACCUGGAGACAGCGACAUAGCGCCUGGCUUAAAACAUGGCCACAGAUGUACCAGAUGCCUACAGCCUUCAAUCAUGGCAGGAGGCGUUUCAACACCCAAUCCCCACCGUGCGGCGAGUCGAGGAGGAACUCCGCCGCGACAUCGCCAGCAACAAGGACAAGUUGCGCUCUCUUGUCGGGAUGAGAUAUCGAGAGCUUCUCGGCACCGCGCAGACAAUUGUCGAAAUGAACGACGAGAUCCAGGAGGUCGAGACUAAGCUAUCGAGCAUUGGAAGGCGAUGUAAUCCCCGGUUGAUCGAAAAUAAAUCGAAUAUUGCUGCUGUGGAUGAAGGCGUUGAUGAGAGAGCAAUUGCCGCGCAGCUGGCCCUCCUGCAUAGCUGCACAUCCGCCGGCUAUAGACUGUUCCGGAAACAUGGUUCGAAUCUCCUGAUUGCAAAACUCCUUGUCAUAUCGCGGCUUCUUCACAAGACCCUUUCUCAGAGCAAUCGCGCUCCCGUGUUCCUUGAAAAUCUCCGAACCCAGUUGGCCUCCCUCCGCCGCAGCCUACUAAAGCGCAUCGGGCGCAAGCUGGCCACCCCGAACUAUUCAAUCCAAGAAAUUAUUGAGGCUAUGUCAGCUUAUUGCCUAGCGACCAGUUCCUCUUCUACGGAUGUACUACGCCAAUUUCAUCAGGUCCGGUUGGAGGCUAUACAAGCGGUACUCUUGCGAGAAGAUCCAAGCUUCGCAAAUAUUGAACAGAGCUUGAAACUCCUUAUACAUACUUUGAAACGCACAUCAGAGCUGCUCUCGGGCAGUCUAUCAGACGCCCUUGGAAAGCUAACCAUUCACCCCAUCCUUGAUGACCCGGAGGUGCGAAAGCUGGAUGGGCUGGCAAUUGAUAUUUUUGAGCGAUGGGUGGCCAACGACAUUAGGAACUUUACGCCAUGGGUGAAACAUAUUGAUUUAUCCAAAUCAGAGGCGGGCCAAAUAAUAAAGGAUUGGUCGAGGAAGGGAUUCAGAGCGUUGACUGACGGAAUGAGAAAGAAUUUAGAGCGAUCUCAAAAUUUGAAGGAGAUCUUACUUCUUCGCAGAAACCUGUUGGGUAUUUGGUUACCAGUUCAAAGCUCCACACCAUGCCAUUCGCCUCUGGAGAUACUUGAGGGCAUCCGCGGCGCUGUGAACAAUCAGCUUGUUUCUAUUCUACGUGCGCAAGCCAAGGGUCUGACUUUGCUUGGGCUUGAGAUCUCAUCUACAAUUACCGGGUGGGGCGAGAUCGAAGACGGGGCUUCCUCUCUAUCACUCUGGGAUGCGAAUGUUGUGUUCCUCGAUUCUUCAGGCGGUGCCACCACCUUCAAAAGGGAGAUUAUCAACAGGACCCUGGGAAGAGAUAGUAAGGUACUACAGAUAUCGGGGUCAUAUACUACGUGGCUGUCUGGUGUUGAAGAAUGCAAAGAUAUGAUCGACGACCUUAAAAAAAUUAGGUGGGAGGAUAUCGUCGAAGACGACGAAGAUGAAGACGUCCUGCAAAACACAGUCGGGAUUUUGAAUCAAGAUGACCCCGACCUUCUCCAGAAAGAAUACGAAACUACGUUGACCAAAGGUUUCUCGGCGCUACAGACAUGUCUCCACAGCGCCUUGGCCAAUAUGAGUGGAUCUCAUCGUGGGAAGCAGGCAGCUUUCAUGCUACGAGUCAUUCGAGAAAUUCGAGGGCAGAUCCCUAGAGGCAUUUCGGCUGAGGAUCAUCUAUUUGCUGAUGGCCUUGUUCCAAAAUUACACGACAUCCUAGCCGUUGAGAUCAGUUCUCAAAUUUUACCAUCAAUUAUCACCCGAGCUCUUGGGAAACGUCACGGAGCAGGUUGUGCUGGUCGCACGCUCUGGGAAGGCAACCCACCGCUCCCUAUUCAACCAUCCCCAGCCGCUUUCAAAUUGUUGCAGAAACUGGUCACGACGAUGGAGGAACAAGGCCCCGACCUUUGGAAUCCUUCAGCUGUGGGCGUACUGAAAAAUAAACUGCAUAAAAUGAUAUCGUCAAGUAUUUCUGCAGACCUCGAAAAGAGCACCGAUAGUGCUGCUUCGGAUGCUCAAAGCCCUAUACACAAUGAGCACCAGCCUGAUAAUAAAACUCCAAACGGCGACAGUGCUCCUGAAGUUACUGUAGCAGAAUUGCCGCGGGAGCCAACAACCCCGGCAGAUGUUUCUUCGGAAGUCUUGCGGGACCGCAAAAUUCAGCUUGUUUUCGACGUGUUUUAUCUGGAAGAGGCGCUUUCUAUACGGAAUUUCCAUCACCCCAAAGCGGAGGAUGACCUCGGAUCUAUUGUCGAGCUGGUCAGAAAGGACAUUGACCUAGAUGGCGACACGGAGUUGCGUACCCUCGAGAGCAGGGCUCAGAAGUAUUGGAAGCAAACUCAACUACUAUUUGGGCUGUUGGGUUGAUUUUUUUUCUUUCAGUUCACAAAGUAAAUGGAAUCCUGUUCAUAAUAUAUAUCUACCUAUAUAAAGAGAGGAGUCAUCUGUACAUAAUAGUCAAUGUGGAUUCGUCGUUUUCACUCUCAUGCUAUUUUCUCUUGUAAUUUAUCCGUUGUAGGUCGGUGUAACGGGAAAACAGGAUCA
Messenger RNA from Blastomyces gilchristii SLH14081, 2856 nucleotides. RefSeq lists its product as uncharacterized. Gene Ontology annotation, biological process: intra-Golgi vesicle-mediated transport. NCBI's taxonomy places the organism in Eukaryota, Fungi, Ascomycota, Eurotiomycetes, Onygenales, Ajellomycetaceae. The transcript is spliced from 3 exons. Gene Ontology annotation, cellular component: Golgi apparatus; COG complex. The coding region runs from base 304 to 2679 and encodes 791 amino acids. The record is from RefSeq and is a predicted model, not a curated record.